CCCCGGAGCUCGGCGAGCAGCCAUGUUGCCUCGCCAAGACGCUCGCUUGGCGAAGGAUGCAGCCUGGCAAAAAUAUCGCUCACUGGCCUCCGAGUGAAAUGCUCCCUGGACUGUGCUGCACUUUCUUUUUAUGCUGGCUGUGACUCAACAUUGCUGCGCAGAAAGAAAAACGCAGACGUGGCUGCCGGUUCUACCUGGCCCGCGAAGCGAUCGAGCACACGACGCUGCAUCAAUGAAGGUUCGACCACAUCGCUGGAAGAAAAACUGCCGAAUGGAGCCGGUGAGCACGGCUACGCGCUCUACGACAUCCGAAGCAGUUCCAUGUGUUUAGGCUUAAUCGCAAUGUGAUCGGACAGAGUGUCGGUUCCGGCAGAAAGCAUGUGUGCACGCUCCCGGGACCCAAUGACAAACAUGGCGGCGUUGGUGUAAGUCUGCGACGCCUCAGGAAAACAUUAAGACGUGCACCCUACGGAGAAGCAACGUAACCAUGUGGACCUACAGUUUGGAGGUGACUCUGUGGUUCCCAAUGUGACCUCCAGAGGUCGGUCGUGCGCAGGAUGGCCGCAUCGAUAAAAUCGGUUGCGCGUCGUUGGUCUGCAAAGUACGUGACAUGGAUGAAUAACUUAGUCCACGAUCGCUGAGAGGACUGUGAAGUUUUCGCCGCUUCAAUGCUGGAAAGUGUGCUUCACAAACAUGUACGGCUUCCGCUGGUGACAUGAACGCCUUAAGGAAAAUUCUCUUCUUCCUCAAGCUUCCGCUAUCAGAGCAGAGAAAGUGGAUGUAGAGGACUCGUGCACAAGUAGACUUAGAUGAAUGGGAACAACUAGCAAAAAACAAGGGCAACGAAGGCAAGGGCAAUACACGUCCCCGCUUCCCGUAGCGUGAAUAUCCCCUUUUGGGACCACGUCGAGUCAUAACGGGCUUUGCAUCUGUGUCUUUAUUUUCGAGCGCUUUCCUCAAUCUAUGUUUUCCGCCUCUCAUCCAUGCCGUUGACCGCCAGCUCAUCUUCCCACACUUCUUUCGCUAUGCUUUCCAGCACUACGCAGCAAUUCUGACCUCCUGCCGCAACCGCACAGAAACUUUCUUCAAAGCUUGAAGAACAAAGUUCGCCAACCACCAGCACACACCACACCAGGACUGCACAGUUCCUUUCACCAUGGGCAACGAAAUGAGUGGCGAAGGAGGCAUGCCUCCACAGGGGGGAAUGCCCGGACAAAUGGGGAUCCCCGGGGGCGCCCCUCAGGGAAUGAUGCGGCCCCCCGGCGCUGGAGGCCCCAUGAUGAUGCCUCCGGGCAUGGCGCAGGGUUCCCCUCGCAUGAUGCGUCCACAAGUGCCCUCCAGUUUCGGUCCUCCUGGAGGUCCCCCGGGAGGCCUUGGAGGUCUCGGAGCGCAGCCUCCACGAAUGCCCGUCCGCAUGUCUACCGGGGGCCUUGCAGGACCGAGACCCCCAGCCAUGUCUCCUUCUCCCGUUGGUGGCCCUCCCGACAUUGACCUGAGUAACCUGUCCGAGGAAGAGCGUGCGAAGAUCCUGUCUGUCAUGGCCCGCGCUCAAGAUAUGGACAUGGAUCUGGAAAAGCCUAAGAUGGAUGAAGUGGGACCUCAACAGCAGCAUCAGCAGCAGCUCCAACAUGAAUAUCAGCAGCAGCAACAACAACAACAACAACAGCAUCAUCAACAGCACCAGCAGCAACAACAGCAUCAUCCACAGCAACAGCAACAGCGAGGCAGCAUGGGACAUAAAUGCCCGCUGUGCCAGACGACGGAUAUGAACCUGGAGGCCGGAUGUCGGUGCGUCGACUGCGGACGUGUCGCUUGUCAGCGAUGCGGAACGGUCAUCAUGCAACCCGACGGAAAGAGGCCGUGGGUAUGUUCCGAGUGCCAGAGACGCUUCCAGACGAACCACUCGAACAGCAUGCAGCAGAGGCACGAAUACCAGGAGAGCACGUCCCGUAGAACGCAGCAACAGCGCAGCCAAGAAAAAAGGCACCAAGAAGACCAGCAGCGCGGAGGGACGAUGGAACCACAGCACCAGCAGGUGUCUCACCAGGAAAGCUCCGAACGCAUGCAGCAAGACGGCCGUCGAAAACAAGAGCAUCAGUCGGAACAGCAACGAAGGCUCCAGGAGCAGCAACAGCUCGAACAACGUCGUCAAGAACAUCUUCAACAAGUCGAGUACCGAAAGGAGCAGGAACAGCUCCUCAAAGCGGAACAGGAACAGCAGAUUCAGGCUCGUCGUCUCGAACGAGAACAGCUGCAGAUGCAGAAACAGCAGAUGGACGCGAAUAACCGUCAAACCGUCCGGCAGGCAGGGGAGGCGAAUAGGGGUUACGAUACUCAGAGGACACCUCCACGCAUGGGAACAGGAAUGGUGAACGGAGUUCAGCAGGCGAGACCAAUGCAAGGGGCAGCCAGCGUACAAGAAAAGGCUCCCGAGAGAGGACACAAGGAGAGCAGCAAGACACGUGAGUAUCCUCCUGCGGAAGAAGUAGAUUCGGUAGUGGGUUCUUCCCUUGGGGUGACCAAGCACAGCUACCACGGGGACGACAUGAUGGAAGAGGAGGACGACGACGAGUACGAUAAGGAACUGGAAGACGAGGAAGAGGACGAAGAAGACGAGGAGGAAGACAGCGACGAAGAGGAAGAGGAACCGGCUCACCUGCUGAUGGAAGGGCGCUUCUACGAGCGCAGCCCAGGGGAUGUGUACACGAUCCCCGAGGAGGAGGAAGAGGGCGGCUAUCAUGUGCCCGAGGCUCGCUUUAAAAUGUCGCAUUCCAAGCUCAACUCUGACACGGCCUCUUCCUUGCUGCGAUGGCGAGGUGUGGGCCAGGCACCGUACCCAAAGCCAUCGCAGCAGCUGCCUUAUGAGGAGCAGAGGCCCGAGCAGGGUCCACGAGCUCAUGCCUCGGUCCAGAGACAGCAGGUAACCUCCACUUCGUCCUCCGAUCCCAUGCCACCGGCAGCCGCCGCUUCGACGGCCAUUAGUGGCUCUAGUUUACCAUCGACGGUGAACGGGCAGGUCCACAAAACGCAACCUUCCCCUCAGGCGUUCGCACAAGAUGUGACGCAGGUAGCGCUCUCCAUUCCCCGCACCAUUCCCCUGACAUCUCAGACAUUGCAGCAACCGCACACGCUGACGCAAUCAAAUACGUCCGCGUUCGACCCGCCGCACUACCAGGUCGACCAACCAGUGCAGAGUCAGGUACCUAUGGCACAGCAGCAGCAGCAGCAGUACGCACAAAUACAACUCCAGCACGCAAUAGACUUUCCGCAACCUACGCAACAGACUCAACAGCCAAGUUACUCGCCAAGCGAAGAAGAAGCCGAACAGAAGGUCCCGAAAAAUAUGGAGUUGCCUUCUCAAAAGCAGCAAAGGACCAAAAUGAAAGCCGAGUCUCAGGACUGGUCACCGGUGUCUGACCUGUCCCCUAUCUUGGACGUGUCUCCUUCGGUCGAGGCUGCUGAACAGGAACUUAUGGAGAAGUUUAGGGAAGAAGAGGAAAGACUCCCUGCUCCGGCAGGAAUCCCUCGCGCAACUAGCGGAACCAUCUCGGGCAUGCUUGCCGACUUCAACAAGGCCAUGGGCCUUAACAGUGUUUCCCCGGGGGAAGAACCCCAGAGCGAAAACCCUCCGGUCGCGGAGCCAGCUCCGUCGACUACGCCAAAGCGGAUCCACCGUCGUUUGCCGCAACCCACCAUGGAACAGAUGCAGGCGGCCGUCGCUAUGGCCUCCCAAGCGCCGGGACUGACCACUGUAGCCUCGUCGCAGAGGCCUGUAUCUCCCAUGGUUCAUUCCGCACGAAAAGACGUCAGUGCUAUGGUCGAGUCCACAGCGAUAUCGCGGCCGGUUCCGGCGCCUCGGGCGUUGAGCGCUCCGACGGUAGUGACUCCGGCGGUUAGCUGCACGGUCGUGGCAGCAACUGUAGCUGCACCAGGAAGUAGUCAAACUAUGCAGCAGACAACAACGGCUCAGUUGGGCGGCAGUGCACCCGACGAACUCGUACUGCCUCGAAGCGUGGGAGGCGGUACUUCGCCCGUGCCCUUGACGAGGACCCUGACUCCAGUCACGCCCCAGACGCCCGGCACCCAGGGCGGCGAUUCGUCGGACACGCUGAGCGAAGCGGACAGCGCAAAGUCUGGCGGAAAAGUCCGUAGGAAGCUUCCCCCGCUGCCUCAGGACCAGGAGCCGACCCCGGUGCCGGCGCGCCGGAGCAAGGACCGCACCCGGGUCUUGUCCGCAGGCGCGCUCACUGCACGUCCUAAGCAGCAACCGCCGCCGCGAGCAUCUUCGAUGGACGGUGCCACGGCCAGCAUUCACACGUCUUCCCUGGCGGCCGUCGAAGCCCUCUCCGUGGGCGACCGUCCGGAGCGUCCUGCGUCAGCCUCCUCCUACCUCUACCUGGACGCCCUCUCUGGUACCAAGCUGCCUUCCUACAUGAACUCCCUCAAGCAGCAACUCCGAGAAGAGCUCAAGACGGUCACCGAGGAGAGAAGGAGGCUCCUGGAGCUCCGCGACCGCGACCUCUACCGACGCUCAGAGACCGAUUUGGCCUCGUUGCUCGCCGGAUGGCAACCCGAGUCUCCUCUCUCCAAGUUCGGACGACACUCGUCGCCCAUCGCAUCGCCGCGCAAGGCGCGCCAUCGAAGGCACAUGUCCGACCCGCGCUCUUCCUAUCGCGGGACUUCCGUGGCGGGGGCACCCUUCAAGUCGUACGAGUACGAAUUCCUCGACCGGUCGGGAGCUCCUUCACAGUACGAGUCCGCCCUGGGAAGGCUCUACCAACGCGGGGUCUCUCUAUCAGAUGUGCGACUUGGAGACUCUGAUGGGCUACGUUUCAGGGAGCCCGGAAGCUUUGUGGGCGACGACCUCUUGGGACGCUACAGGAGAGGUCUCGCAAGGCGCUCCCGCGAAGGUUCCUUGGAGUCUCUGUCGGCGACGAUGGGCAGCAGUUCCUCGGCCUACUUUCUAACCGGUGAACGACGACCUAAGCGAAAGGAGAAAAUGUCCCGCAAGCCCCGCUCCUGGCAUCCCUCCCCUUAUGUGUCCGAAGACGAGGACGACACCGUCAACCGCGAGGAACGGAAGGCCAAGAUCAAGGCCGAAAUCGCGCGUCGCCGCCAGCAAAUAGAGGAAAAUGCCAGGCUCCACGACGAGCUUUACAAGCUGGCUCGGCUGCGGGAAGGCUCCGAUUUAGGCUACCCUUUACAAGAUGACCGCGGCUUCACAAUGGCCGCCCCUUCAGGAGGCAGCAGCGUUCUGCAAGCUAUCGACGAGAUACUUCGUAAAGACUACAAGCAGCAACAGCAGCAGCAGCAUAGGCACCAAGGCAUCGUCUAUUCGGGAUACUAUGGCAGCAAACCUGCUGCCUCGCUCUAUGCCACGGCACCGACUGUCUACUCAACGGCCACGCUACCAAGUUCCAGGUACGAUUACUACGGGACAGGCGCCGGCAGCAGCCCGGCUGGGCGGACCAGCAGCUGGGAAUCGCCGUCGGUCGGCCAGAGCCGUUUCCCGGACAGCAGCGCCGAGGACAAGAGCAUAGCGCUCAUCGCCUCCACAUUUCCGGCGGCGGAUGAGUUCAGUCCCAGCGACCAACUGCUGGACUACUCUCCUUUCGCGACGGACACAGAGCCCGAGUACGAGCACACGCCCGCCAUGCCACUGCUGCCCGAUAUGCCUACGCGCUCCCGGAGGCUCCUGGAGCACCUAGGGAGCGCACCCAUAGUCGCCAGGUCUGCCACCGCGGGAACCGCGCCUAAAACAAUAUCUGAAAAAAUGUACCGAGACAGGCUGGAGAGCGAGCGCCUCGCGAGCCGCCAGCACAGCCUCGCCUCGGAUCGCAUGACGGCAGACCAGAAUGCAGAGUUGCUGCGCCAAGGGCGGAAAGCACAAAGUUCAUCCCUCCACAAGACAUCACAGAAGUAUUUCUUUCCAGUAAAACGCAUUCUUUUAACCAGAGAUCCCAAAGAUCGUUCCAUUAGUGGGAAUGGGCUUGGAAUGAAAGUUGUCGGUGGCAAAGUGAUACCAGGGAGCAAUGGAGUACUUGGCGCCUACGUUGCCAAGGUUUACGCUGGUGGCGUCGUGGAGACACUAGGGGAAGUCAACGAAGGUGACCAAGUGUUAGAGUGGAAUGGAAUUCCUUUGACCGGGAAAACAUAUGAGGAGGUACAGCGCAUUAUAGCCUCGUCAGCCGAUGAAGUGGAGAUCGUCAUUAGGAGUGACUUCAAUAUGCUAGACACCAGGGGCGAUGGCGUUCGUCAGACGAGGAGGGCUCCGCGUUUGGGCGUCGGAGGAGCCAACUGCGCCAACAAGGCCAUGAAGCAUAGGAGCCUUAACGUCACCUCGUCGUACGAUGCCUCGCCGGACGAAGUCACAGAGGCGUCAUCGGAGGCGCGGCAGAGCCCGGCCACCGUUUCCCCUACCUAUGCUAAGUGUCACAGUGGCAAGAACACCUGCAAGGAAGGGAACAUAACUGGAGAGAUCCAACUGCAAGUUUGUUACGACAGCAAGGCGGCCAUUUUGUACGUCACCAUAGUAGAGGCUCGUCACUUGGUAACAGCUAGAGACAACAGCGGUCUUCCUGAUCCAUUUGUCAAGUGUCUUCUCUUGCCAAAGAGAAGUGUGGAGAACCAGCGUCGCACCCGGUACUUUUCCCGCUGCAGCAACCCCGUGUGGAAGCAGACGAUGGUUUAUCCUGAAGUGGCACCCGACGAUUUGCGUACAAGUUUCUUAGAAAUAAGCGUCUGGAACUACGACGUAUCCGGUGCGAACGAGUUCCUCGGCGAGACCGUCCUCGAUCUGUCAGACAUGACCCUGCUAGAUGAACAGUCCCACUGGUACAAACUUCAACAGCACACGGAGAGUAGCAAGCACUCUCGCGGCAGUUUCUUCAACUUCGGCAGCAGCAAACUCGCCAGGCUCAGCAUGGCAGGUGGACACAAGUUAGGAUGCUCCGAUAGCACAGACGACAUGUUGAAAAGGACUAUAAUGAGCAACGUGCCAGAGAAGAAGUUCAUCAAGCAUUUUCGGAGGAGAUCCGUGUCUUCCAUUGACUCAAGGAUCGGCAACCAGACCCGUCGUCACCGAGUGCCCAUCUUUCCUACUUCCAACCUGACCGCUCAUCCACUGCUUCCACAGGGUUGCCAAGGCGCCGUCUGCAACCUCUUCUAGAUAUGGAAUGACGCCUUUCCUGUGACCGCUCGUCGUCUCCUGGAGGCGCUGUGGUUGGUGUUCCUCUUGGUCAACAGAGCAGACUGACUCUCAGUGGCGCUGGUUCGUCAUGCCACCGUUGUACAGCAAGUGUCGUCGUUGUUCUUAAGUGGUCACACACAUCGCGGGACUUUCUGUACAUAUAUGUAUGACUUUGCGUUUCCUUUGGGGUUUCAUUUUAAAGGGGUUGUGACAUCUUGCUUCACUGAUGCGUCAUUAGUUUCGCAGAGGGCGAAGUAGCUAACUGAAACAUUCGAAAACUAAUUAUCUUACACCACCAUGGGAUUUACGGCCCCGGGGCUAGGGCACUUCCUUGUGAUCGCACUACUCCCUUGUGGAUAUCUCCACGAAAUUAGGGAGCGAAGAGAUGUAGGAAGGGAAGACGGUGGAGCGUAUUGGUCACUCAUUUCUCUUUCUCCGGGUCGACCUCCUCGUGACCAAUCAACGCGCCCCUGGGGUUUGCACAUUGGGACACUUUCCACACUGCACUUAAGAGGGUAGACUAUCCGAGUAUGAGGUAUUAUAUGUGAUGCGUAACCGGCAAGGCACAAGCAAGAGGUCACAGCUGCUUUAAGGCGUUCCUGAAUGUUACGGUUCCGUUGAGGGCCGGGCUAUAUUGCAAUAGAUGGUAUUGCAAUAAUAAUUGCGUACAUUAUUUUAAGUGCCUUCUACAAAGGUUUCUUCGAUUGGUAUGCAUUUAACACACAUGGCGUUCUUCCCAUUUACCGCAAAGCGAAGCCUCGCUUGAGACCAGCCGUCGGCAGUUCCAGAUCCCACAAAAGUAAAAGGAUUACACUGAAACAUGUAGAGUUCCAGAAACCUUGCAUCGUUCUCGUUGAAGCUGCGCUAUAGGUACGAUCGGCUAUAAGGUAAAAUCCCGAGCGUUGGAACACCAGGAACAUCGUGUUUGGGCCUCAGUUUUAACGCCUAUUGUGCAACGCCCACCGCAUGCGGCGUCCCAGACCGGAGCAUCUAUCGGAUGUGUCAUAGACGGUUAAUUGACUGCUAUAUAUUGCUGAACAAAAUUGAUGUACCAUCGCGAAUAAUCUCCACAAGAAGGAACAGUCAUUUUUGUCUUCGGUAUCUCCAGCCAACACCACCAGGAUAACUCCGCGUGACGUCAUCCUACUAGGAUGGGCGCCGGCCAAAUUACACGAAAGCGGUGUCGCGACGAAGCAGACGACACGUCGCCGAUCAUCCCAGUAUACUGACGUCAACGCGUGGACGAGAGAGUUUUGGAGAGGCCUUCUCCAACAGAAGGCCUGUUUAUUGUCUCCUCUCCCUCCUUCGCUACGUAAACGUAUAAAGUCAGAAUUCGUCUGCUACUGCUGCGAUUCCCCGUUCUGCGAAUUCAAGAAGUAGCAAAUGAUUGCGCCUAACUUUGAACCUGCAGACUUAAAUCUGUAGUUAAGAUAUGCAACAUUGUUUUGAGAAAGAUAUGGGACCGUUUUGCGAUUUAUUUUAAAGUUUACACCAGUUAGUACGCUGGGACGUUCAAUCACCACUCGCAGACUACGCCGGUUCUCCAUGGCUACGACUGCUGAAAGCACGUUCGUGAUUGGCUACGGCCAUUGAAAACACGAUCCUGAUUGGCCGACUCUUAGUUGUUACGUCACGUCGACGAGUGAGCAGGCCUUCUCUGUGUAGGUGGUGUUGCCUCAGCACACCGUACUGAAAACACCGAUUCCAUUCACUGCAGUUUCACAAUUAAGACAACAGGAGUCUCAGGCGAGGCUUCGCUGAUGAACUCUGUCGUGCAAUUCCUUGUGAAGUUUGAAAAUGUGUCCAGCUAUCCAGCUCCCGUCUCUGACUCUUUUUCAUAAAAGUAAUACAAUGUACAAUAACAACAGUAGUUAGAAUUGUCUGUACUCAUUCUUAAUUUGUUCAUUUCUUUUGGCUGGACCAGACUAUACAUAUAUAUGCUCCAUGUAUAGUCUCGGACCGGGCUACACUGAGAUGCGCCGUGUGUACACUCUCGCACCGGACUGUACCGUAAUGGCUCCGCGUGUAACCCUCGCAGUUGUACUCAUAACCUCCCGAGCCAAAGUGUGUUUUUAUGUCGUCAUAUCAAGGUUGUGGUUGAAUUACCCCGGAUGCGGUGUUCCCAAAUGACGUGACCGCCACCUUGGUUGUGAAGGCUGACAUAUCCCCGGUCACCAGAAAAAAAAAAAAAAAAAGGCUCCAUUGCCCCCUGGGCUCAUGUUAUGUGUGUCUGCCAACUGUUCUCUGAUUUGUACAGAGGCCUAACAUGUGUAAAACUGUACGAUGUUCAAUGGGUAUAUCUGCCUUUUAGGAUGUUCCACUCUACGAGAUAGCCAUAUUAAUAAUAAUAAUAAUAUAUAAUACUUAAAGCCAUGAAUGGGUCAUAUUUGCCUGUUUUAUGCAAAGUCUUAUCGAGGAAUGUUACUAUGAUAUUGCACUCGUCGGCUCCAGAAGAACAUCUGUAAAUACUCUGCAGUUUUAUAACGUGACACGGUUAUAUAUAAAUACUUGUACUACAUAGGAAACAGUCGUUUAUUUUUGCUCAAUAUCCGCACUCUAACCUCGCUACACAAAGAUAGAACUAUUCGCCGAAAACGUUGCGUUAUCAUUUCGCCCACUGAUAAGGAUUGUAAAGCGAGUACUGUUAUAAAGCGAGGAAAUGUCUCAACCCAACUUAUAGACUUAUUACAAAACUAAAUGUACGAACCAGAAACGAUACCUCUGUAAAGAAGAAUAAAAAAAAGAAAGACCAGCCAGUCCCAUCCUUACCACGACCCAUAUUGUGGGUGUACAGAGUUUCGGUUUUUGCGCCUCUGCAGACUGGAGAAAGGGGGGCUGAGUGACGUCACUGCUGACAUCACCGAACAGAGCGCUCGACGCCAUUUCGUUUCCGCACCAUCUACGCAGUGCCGUGUAUGCCAAAGGGAGUCUGGCUAUUAGGAAGAGCCUAAAAAAGAGGCUCGACCUGUCAAUCAAACUUGGGCACAUUUCAUUGGUGACCGUUUUCCAUGGGCGCUGCCAUGACACCAAAUUUUCUCCAAGAUGGAGGAUGGUGCUUGGAACGGCGAAGCGGAGAUUUCUUGACAAAAAAUUUUCACAGACUACUUUAAUUUCAUACUGUGAGUAUAUAUCCUCAUGUACGCAUCUGCAAAAUCAGCUUAAAGUUUCGCUCCGCCAUCGUUAUUUACGCGAAAAUGGGAUGUUUCGGCGUUAAGAUCGUGAUAGCAAGAAAAUAGCAAGAAGGACGACCCUUAUACGUAAGACUUUGCAUUAUAUAAUUGCAUUUUAUUUAUACAUACAUCUUUGCUCAUUUUUGAUUCGAUCUACUUACAUUACGUGAUUUAAAACUUCAUACCGGCAGUCGUCUGCUACGAACUACGAAGAAGCGGUUGUACCGCUCUCCUGGCCAAUCAUUUCUGCCAGCAACCAUUUCUGCAAUUCUGAGCCUUCCCAACAUGCCUCUCUCCAUGCAGAUGGCGUUGAUAAAAGUGGGCGCAAAAUCCGUCGUUUUGGUCUGUCACCAGUGAUAUCCAUUUCAAUCCAAAUCAAUCGAGUUUCUCCAAAAUGUUGGCACCCAGUAAAUAAGGGUGAGGUAUAAGUACUGGAUGGAUGUCAUAAUAGACAACUGUAUUUCGACCUGUGAUUGGCUAGAUACCUCAAAAAGUGGGUGGAGCCUCAGGUAUAGGCAGGUCCCAUUAAUGGCCGGACUCCCUUUGGCAUACACGGCACUGCAACUACGCUGCACACAGCGCCAUCUGUGAUCUGUAGUGCCGCGCGGCAGCCGAAUAUUAACGUGACAGAGUACUCACGUGUUUCCUGUAGACGCCAUUAUGCAGCUUGGAAAUGAAAUGGUGCCGGUGGCUCCCCCUUGUGACUCGGCACCGAUACUUAGAUUAUUUAAGCGUCUCCAAAGUGGCAAAGACGCCACGGGGCCAUCUUUUCGAGUGAUUUCGUCGACCGAAAAAUUAUAAUAAUGCGAAUGGACUGCUACCAGCUGUGCAGCAUCUCAGAUCGAGACCUCUUCACGUAUUUUUCGAGAUAAAGGUAUAGCUGAAGAUUGCAAUAUUGAUUAAGACGGGAGAAACCACUUUUUUGACGAAUUGUUUCCCAACGACAACAAUAGAAUAUGUGCGUCGUGUACACGCUCUGAUUUGUGCCUCUGCCGCAUCUCUCUAAAUGUGUACAUAUUUCGAUGUUUCCAAGGGAUCACUCACAAGGCCACAUGUAGGGGGAGGGGGGAUUGCGGGUUGUAGGGUUCCGUGUUGCGACCGAAAUUCGAAGGGUGUGACUUUAUUUUGUAUUGUUCUUCGGUAUAGCCGGACAUACAGGAAAGCCUCGUUAUAACGAAGUGAACGGAACUAGGGGAAAUUCGAUAUACGCGGCAAUUCACUACUACCGGAAGUCCCACAAAAAAAAUUUACAGUGGCAUCGGUGAAUCUGAGAAACACUGCGGGAAUCUUAAAAAAAAAACAUUAAACCGGGGGAAGAAUUGGUGAUGAGCACCUUUGCAGCCCAGCCUUUUAAUUUAGGAACAAAAAAAAAGCACGUGAGCUGGAUUUGCCAUACGGGCUUUUGUGGGCUCACACUUCACAGUAAACUGAGGUUUGCUAGCAGUACAAUUCGAAUAAUCCGGUUCGAAUUGCAUGUAUUUCGCAUACAGCGAUACUUCGAAUAAAGCGCUCUCGUUAUAAGCUAUAACGGUAGUUUACUGUGUCUGAGAAACAAACAUUCGGGUUGGGAACCUGGGCUGACCUUAUGAAAUUCGGGGUGUUUCGGAUCGUUGUGAUUACCUUUGGGGGAAGCAUGCAAAACACGGAGCCCUAUAGUUACAGGUCAUUGGCUCUUUUGUGCUAGCCUCCACGUACCUUUUGUUAACGGGUUGUUUUGUCAAGUGCAUAGAGUUUUGUACGAAUACCAUGCUACCCGUCUGGCUCACAGUGCAUUGUGAGUGAGACUUCGAAGUAUGCGCAUGCGUCAACGGUCUGUGGCUGCAUCGCACUCGUUCAGUGCGUAGGCGUGCCCACGAAAAUUAUUUAAAAUCACCAGGUUAUAGCACAAACAAGAAAACUAGAGCUCGCGAGAGACAGUUAGAGAUCACAGCGGACAGAGAUCACAGCGGACAGCGGAACAUAUACAGGGUGUAUGCUAUAAAAGGUCAGUCACAUUUUCGCGCGUGGCGCGAUACCUACUUGACAGACAGACUUCCGCUGCCGCAGAGUGAAGAAGUUACGGCAGGAAACCCUACAAAAAAAUCGUCGAUA
This is a messenger RNA of Ornithodoros turicata, 12450 nucleotides long. Its product is annotated as protein piccolo-like. Gene Ontology annotation, cellular component: presynaptic membrane; cytoskeleton of presynaptic active zone. Gene Ontology annotation, biological process: positive regulation of synaptic transmission; calcium ion-regulated exocytosis of neurotransmitter; regulation of membrane potential. The coding region runs from base 1157 to 7168 and encodes 2003 amino acids. The record is from RefSeq and is a predicted model, not a curated record. Gene Ontology annotation, molecular function: small GTPase binding; transmembrane transporter binding. The transcript has 22 exons. NCBI's taxonomy places the organism in Eukaryota, Metazoa, Arthropoda, Arachnida, Ixodida, Argasidae.